ACAGACAAGACUCGUCACCUACAACAGAAAUAGACCGCUUUGUGCCUUUCUUUACUCACCACUGGGGUGCCCAGGAGACGCUUCAUUGUGAACACCACAUGACUGAAAAGACAAUAUAAUGAAAUGAACAAAAAGGAUCAGCUAAAGUGUAAGAAGCCCGUGCGUCAGCAGCCCCAAGGAGGAGUCUGUGCUGCAGGUUCCAUCCACAUAUCUGGCAAAACAUUCUCAGAACUCUAAACUACAACGAACCACGUCUCCGCUGCCAGCACAGACCACGGCAGGAACUGUUUCCGAGCACUGAGUCUUUCCCCCGCAGCUCUCCGCAAUCCAUCGUCAUGGCCGCGGCACCUCUCUCACACCUGAUCUGAGGCCACACUCUGCUGGUUUGUCCACUAUGAUGCUGUGUCGUCUUCUACAUUACCCGAGUGUCCUAAAUCACAGGCUAAACACUACUUUCAAGCCAAAUGUGAACACAGCAUAUGCCAGAAUCACGGCAGUGUGACUACCAGGACACCGGAAAAAUUUAAAUAUGAUAAUUAGCAUUUUAUUUCAGUACUUUUAGUGUGUUUAAAGAAUAUCAGGUCCGAUCGACUAAGGCAUCUUUGCCACAAUACGGACAUGGCAAGCUUCAUCCUAGUGACCAAAUGUUGCAGCCGCAAAGGUACUGGUUUUUGGUAUUUGUGAUUACGUUGAAGGAAUUCUUAACGAAAACAAAAACUCUCACCACAGAUAAGGCCUUGAUAACAUUUUGAUUGCAAUUCUGUACUCAGCUGCUCUUCCAUGCUGAUCAAGUUGGUGCAGUAGUAUACAUGGAAAGUGCUGCUAGUAAUUGUAUAACUUGCAGUGUGGCAGUUGUAUUUUUGGAUGUAUAGAAAAGCAGUUUCGUCCUCGGAAAAGCCGCUGCAAAAAUAACAUUUUGAUGUCACAUAGAAAGUAAAAGGAAUCAAGAAUCUUAUAAGGGUACACUUCAGUAACUUUAGAGUAAGUGUCCCGCUAAUAUUGAAUAAGGUGGAAAGAAAAUUGAUCGCAAAAUUCAUGCUAAUAUAGGAAAAAAAUAUAGAUAGAUCUGGUCGUGACAAGGCAUCGGGGAGCAGCACAAGGCACACCUUUGGCUCCCCGCUGGAGGGUCAGUCAGUCGCCAGGCACGCCAGUGUGACCAGACUCCCACCAAAGGAAGCAAAACUGCAGAUUUAUGCAUCGUCUAAGCAACGAUUCUCAGGUCUGAUUAGGGGAGAGGAGAGAAAAGCUGCUCAGAAAGAGAAGAUGUUGCUCGUAUCGUGUUGCGGUCAAGAUAAUGAACUGAAACGGGCAUCAGUACAGUCACCAUCGGUGGAAGGUAAUCAGCCCGUGCCCAGAGUGAAGGAAAAUAGAGAAGUCAGUCGUAGCGCUACGCCGCCCAAGACAAGGAAGAGUUGCGUUGAAUGGUGCUACGUCUUCCAUCACUGGCUGGCGUCCUCCCGCGUCCUGGUGCACACGUUCUGCCCGGACAGACGCGUCCCUGCAUACGUCUUGCAUUCGCCUACUCACCUCUGCCAACCAUGGGUCUGGCUGAGCGGUGCGGAAAGGAAAUGUUUUCAGCCAUCCGGAAGGACAAGGCGAAGCAAGAGAACGCCUGCUUGGGCUUGGGUGUGGAUGGCCUCAGCAAUUCUGGCGUGGUGCUGCCCUACACUGGCAGAGCCCGGAGGCUGCCCUGUCGACGCCGCGCCGCCCAACAAAACCUGCUCUAGCUUGUACUUAGACGCUACCAACCUGCGUGACCUGUGCUCUUGCGUCAAGGUGUCCGGUUGUCUGCGCAUCUCAUUCAUCACUUCGGAAAAUGCAAGCGUGAAUCAGUACCUGCAGAGUUUCUCGUUCCCGCACCUUCUGGAGAUCACCGACUACCUUCUGGUGUACGACGUGUCGGGACUCACCUCCCUCGGCACGCUCUUCCCCAAUCUCUCUGUCAUCAGAGGUGAGAUACUUUUCUUUAACUACGCCCUUGUUAUCUGCGCCUUGCCUCACCUGGAGGAGGUGGGGCUGUACUCCCUGACGACGGUGGUGCGGGGCUCCGUCUGGGUGAAGGACAACCCUCGCCUUUGUUAUGUUCACACCGUUGACUGGGACAGCAUCACCCUCCACCGCCUGGACCAGAACGUUAUCAAGAAUAAUAGGCCACGGUCUGAGUGUGAGCCGUGCCCGGAACACUGUCGCGGCACUCGGCGGUGUGACAGGGUGAGGUGCUGGAGUAAAGCACGCUGCCAGAUCUUGUGCUCCGAGGGAUGCCAGGGACAAUGUGUUGCCGGGCAGGCCAACACCUCCGACACCAACUCCACCGCCGCCAGUGCUACCUGCGACACCCCAACCUGUGUACCCCACACCCUCCACGCAGCCUGUCUCCACCACUCCAUCCAGAUGCAGAAGGAACCCUUGGCUGUGUUGCCUGAGGCUGGCGAGCUGGAGGGUCAGUGCAGGGAAGGAAGAGGAAAAAGCGCACCAACUUUCAAAACAUUCAAAGGGAGACAACGGUGUGAGUGUGAGGAAGGAGGAAGCCCCAACCUCUGUGGCUCCCCGGUGGUGCGGAGUGUCAGCCAGGCUCAGUGUCUCACGCACUGCUGUUCACUUGGGAACCUCACCAUCCACUACACCGGCGGGGGAAUGAUUGACGGUGAACUUCAAAGGUACUUGAGAAACGUCGAGGAAAUCCGUGGAUAUCUUAAGAUCAUAAAUACAAACAUAUCAUCUGCCAAUAUUCUGCCCAAUCUUCGAAAAAUAGGAGGGGAACAUAAAGUUUACGGAAAGUUUUCGCUGGUAAUGCUGGACAACCCGCUGCUACAAAGCCUCGACUCCUGGAUCCAAAACCUCACCAUUAAGUCCGGGGGAAUGUUUUUCCAGAGCAACCCAAGACUCUGCACGGCACACAUUCGCCAUCUGACAGACACGCUCAUCAACACCGCGGUUGUCAUCUCCGCCACCAAUGGGCAGGAAAUGCUGUGUCAGGAGGAAACGCUGAAGGCCACUGCUCGCCCCUCACCACUUUACGGAGAACUUGCAGUCUUCGUGGAGUCCUCCACCGCCACACGCAACACCACUUACUAUGUCAGCUACAGGGAGGCGCGAGGCAACACCAGCGUCUCUUUCCGCCGUGACUCCUGCGUCAGUGAUCUCCUGUGGACAGUGGUGGAGGUGUCUCGUCCCGUGGCUGGAGGGAAGCAGCGUCUAGUGGUGCUCAAGGGCUUGUCCCCUGCCACGCGCUAUGCUUUGUACGUCAGCACUGUCAGGGCCAGGUCCAGUAUCAUCACAGCAACCACCACACUCUUUAACCUCAGUCAACCCGGCCAAGUGGAGUGGAGACCCCUCAACGAGAGUUCCCUUCAGGUGUGGUGGACGCCCCCGCCUCUCCCUCAGAACGUGACAGUACAUCAGUACUUGGUGACCGUUCUGCUGCGUCCCGCGCCAAGAUCUUCACUUUCCUUGGAAUCUUCACGCGGUUAUGGAAGCGUAUCAGAGAGACAAGAAUCAACCACUAAGGCACAAGAAAUAGACAACGAGGAGGUUUGUGCCGUGCCUUCCGAACCUGGCUGCUGCAGCUGUGAGACGCCGCGCCCUCAGGAGCUCACACCACAAACAUCAUCCACUCUGGACCACUUUGAGGAAUACCUCGCUAACAGCGUAAGCAUCAGCGUGCCGCAGAGUGAGGCUUCACUACCAAUACAGAUCAACUCUCUGCUCAAUAACAGCGACACCAGCGAGGAGGACAUGUUACAGUACAGUUCUGUCCUCAGCCAAUGGCUGCCAUGGGGCGCACGGCGCUCCCGGGUCGUGCCUGUCGAUAAAGACUACUUCAUCAGUGCCGACACUCCUGAAAGGCACAAAAUCAGAGAAAAAGGAGAGCGAGUCCCUGGCCACUACGUGGAGCACCGCGACGCGACGCCCAGGAAAGAUGCUAACGUGAUGCACUUGGAGACGUCUGACACCAGCAUCACGCUCCACCACCUGCGCCACUUCUCUCUCUACACUGUGGCCGUCACCGCCUGCCUCCAACCUGCUCCUUGCAUCAGAACACCAUUGUCUGUCGACCCUAAUAGCAACUUCAGCAUCAGUGAGCCAGUUAAAUGCAAGUUGUGCUCCACCGUCCCUGCAGUCGUCACCGCCUUCACUGACGCCAGCCAUGCUGCCGAUAUUGUACCGGAUAAUUCGCUAAGAGUCUUCCAGAGCAACACUUCCUCCUCACUGGUUAUGUCGUGGCUUCCCCCUUCUUUCGUCAAUGGUAGAAUCCUGUAUUACUUCCUGCGGUGCACCGGGCCACAUGGCGAGCCCUAUGAGAGAAUCGUCAGUCCUGCCAACAGGGAACAGCAUGAGGAACGCCUGAGCUUUUCUCUCAAUGACUUGGAGGCAGGAAACUACUCGUGUAAACUUGCUGCCAGAUCUCUUAAAGGAUACGGGAAUUUCACACAGCCUAUUUCAUUCAUUGUCAUGAGCAGCAGUUCCCCCGGAGAAAAUGACAGGUGGGUGCUGUGGACUGCCCUGGUGGGCACCGCGGCGUCACUGGUGGUGGUGGCUGUUGUGGUGCCUCUUUGGUGGUGGCGGUGGCGGCGGUUGCGGACCAACACCGUGCCCGACAAACUGGAAGACGAGCUCCUCUCUCCUCUUUACAAAGACGGGUUUGCUCCCUGCGAGAGGUUUCACGAAAAGUUUAUCUUGAACCGAGGUGAUCUCGUUUUCCUGGAAAACUUACCGCCGCUGGGAAGUGGCGCCUACGGCCUGGUGUUGGCGGGAGAGCUGCAGAAAGGUGGCCACGUCACGAGAGUAGCAGUGAAGACUCACUCAAACUUCAAGUCAAUAGAAGGGAUCAAACAGUUUCAGAAAGAGGCCGAAAUCAUGCAACACUUGGAUUGCCAUCACAUCGUGCAGCUGUUGGGCGUGAUUGCAGACUUCACACCCGUGUACUUAGUGAUGGAACUCAUGGAGGGGGGCGACCUGAAGACCUACCUGCAGCAAUACGAGAAAUGUGUUACGGACCAGACUGUACUGGAGAUGGCGGUACAAGCAGCGGACGGCAUGGCGUACCUUGAGUGCAAGCGAGUGGUACACCGAGAUCUGGCCGCCAGAAACUGCUUCCUGGAUCGCAGCCUCACCCUCAAGAUUGGAGAUUUCGGUCGCGCCAGGAACCUUGAGUCAGAAUCAAACUACCUUGCAAUGAAAGAGCUGGAGACUCCCGUUCGUUGGAUGUCGCCUGAGAGUCUGAUGGGCAAGCACAGCACCAAGAGCGACGUUUGGUCAUACGGCGUGCUGUUGUGGGAGAUGGUAACGCGAGGUAGUCGGCCAUACGAGCAUAACAGUUGUACAGAAGUGAAGUUGUUAGUGACGGAGAUGAAGAAACACCUAGACCUGCCCAGUCCCUGCCCACCUCCCCUCGCUGCCGUGAUGGUCUGCGCCUGGUCUCACUGUCCUUCGCACCGGCCCACAUUUAGGGCCAUCACGGAUUUUUUGCUCCAGUACGUGAGUCCUGAGUUCCAGAAGAGGGUACAAGAAGUCUCCUUCGUCCACGAUUUACAGACAGAAGCAGCCAGUGACGAGGACGAGUUUCACCUCCAGCAGCUCAUCAACGCUAACCCCAGCACCAACACUAGCACCAGUGACGAAGACUCACCUCAAUGGAAUCCAGCUGACCACUCUUGGUCGGCCACAUCUCCCUGCCGUUCUGUCUGGCCGCGGCAAUCAAUCUACAUGCCGUGCACGGAGGCGUCUGUCUCUCCCCAGAAACGUCAAAUCCACACAAACACAGAUGAUAACUCAGGCCCCGAGUUUUGCCACCGAGUUCAGAGUUUCUGUAGGCGAGAUACUACUCCGGUUAGCUCUAAUGUCCACACCAGCUAUCUCUCUCAAGAAACGUCGCACACGUGGCAGCCAGGCACACUGAACGUUGUCUCAGGAACAUGCCAGCACGGGAGGGGUUCUCUUGUACAAUACAGAAAUACUGACGAGGUAACACUUACUUCAUUACCACAAACUUCUCGAGGCGGUGCCUCAAAGUCUUCACUCAGGAGCGCUGCAUCUAAUGACAGUUCGCCAUCAGUCGUCACUCAUUCCGUCCCCCCUGUUUCUUCAGCACCACACACAGCUUCCUGUUAUUCCUCCUCGCCCUCAACAACUUCACGUUCGUUGUAUUAUUCUUCCCUCCUUCCUUCCUCCUCUGGCAGCACUGCCCCUGAGUCUUCUAGCACUUUCCUCACACCACCAGCCUCUCUAUUGAUACCCCUCCAUACUUUGCAUGACACGCAGUUAGGUGCACCCCUACCUCAUGACUCCACCUGUGAGCUACAUGCUUCGCCACCACUCCGUCGUGCUGCAGCCAUGUCCUCCACACUCGCGCGUGCCUUCCCACGCCUCUCCGAUGCAUCCGUCCACUCGUCUGUGCAUCUCGCUGCAGGAAAUCUCCCUCGUCGACCUCCUACCGUUUUCUCACGUUGUAUUGCUGAUAUUCGCUUACCAAAAAAACUCAGCCUAAAAUCAAUAACCCUGGCCCAAUCGAAUCCCAGUCUGGCCGCUAGCGAGCCGCUACUGUCCCACCAUGAAGCACCCAUCGGAUCUCAUUCGGCUUCACCCUCCAUCAGUCACUUACCUGUCACCCCGUUAUCAGAUUCCAACACAUCACUCUUAUCAACUAGACCUUUAUCCAUUAUGAACUCCUUUGCCAUCAAACUGUCACAUUCUGAAGACCAAAAAUAUUCAACCAUUCUUCCAGUAGCUUGUUAUUCCCCUGAAACAGCUUCAGCUGUUUCAGCACGUCCCAUUCCGGGCAGCGCACCACCCACCCUCCUCCUUACCAGGAAGACGCAAGUCUUUAGUGCUACAAGUGACCUUGGCACCGGUUGUCACCACCGCAGCCGCCGCUACACCUCUCUCACCGAAGAUGGCGGGGAGCGGCAGUGACCGACGCGGCUGCAUCUCCGCAUCACUUGGUGUGGAUACUCGUUUGUGUCGUUGUUGUCAUCACUGUCAGUUGUUCACUCAUAGCAUAAGCGGUGUGUGUAUGUGUGUGUGUGUGUGUGUGUGUGUGUGUCU
Molecule: messenger RNA, 7044 nt
Organism: Scylla paramamosain (green mud crab)
Lineage: Eukaryota; Metazoa; Arthropoda; Malacostraca; Decapoda; Portunidae
Product: insulin receptor-like
Exons: 30
Coding region: 1264-6912 (1882 amino acids)
Biological process (GO): cell surface receptor protein tyrosine kinase signaling pathway; positive regulation of kinase activity; positive regulation of phosphatidylinositol 3-kinase/protein kinase B signal transduction
Cellular component (GO): insulin receptor complex; plasma membrane; axon
Molecular function (GO): insulin receptor activity; ATP binding; insulin receptor substrate binding
Source: RefSeq, a predicted model, not a curated record